Myodes glareolus (Bank vole) is the source of this 1641-nucleotide messenger RNA. Lineage: Eukaryota; Metazoa; Chordata; Mammalia; Rodentia; Cricetidae. The record is from RefSeq and is a predicted model, not a curated record.
UCCUGAGUAAACUGCUUGCAAGAAGAGCUCCUGUGUUGCAUCUUCCUUGCUGGUCGAGGCGGUCGCAACAGGUGGUGGCCCUUACGGGGUACUCUCCUCUCCUCUCCCUGGAGCCCAGAACUUGCAGCAGUCAGGGGGUGCACCGGUAAGUCCUCAAGGAUCAUUUGGACCCUAUUUGAGUACCGGAGCGCCUGGUGAGGAAAGUACAAGUGCAGAGGAAUGACAAGCAAGAUGAAGCCUCAGACUGUGAUCCUACUGAUGGUGACGGUCCUGAUGUCCCCGUUGUUGACCCAGGCCAAUGAACAAAUCUUGUGGGCCAUAGCAAAAGCAUGGCCAAUUCCUAUACCUGUUCAUUCUACAUCAAAAGUUUUACCUGUGUUUUUUUCCACUAGUUGUGAAUUAGGCUUACCCUGCGUAAAUUUAGACCCUAGCAUGGCUAUGUAUAAUUCAACUGAUGUUCCUCUUCAAGGAACCUUAUGUUUUUCUUUUGAAAAUAAUUCUAACCCACGUAUAUGGUUGAAAAAUAGCUCUGUGGGUAAUUGGCUUGACCCGUUGACCGAUAAUCAUAUUCCUCUCGCCAUGCUCGCGGAAGCACUGAGAACAAUAAAUACGGGUGCUUCCUCGGGCACAGGCAGCGGUAAAAACGGUGGUAAUGCCACAAGUAUUACUACCUUAUUGAUGUUGAUGGAAGGGCUUCGGCCUUCAAGCUCAUGCAUUGGAUUAGGGAAUUCUACCGCCCGACAAGUAUUACCUUAUUGUGCCCCUAAUUUAGGGUACCCCCCUCAUUGGACACCGUGUCAAAGCCCAGAUCAUAAGUCAAAGCAGAUUGCACCAGGUUUUGAAUUUACCCCUCCUUUAGGAAGGUACUCCUUUAGUCUUGCUAAUCGGACUAAUCAGAAAACUAAUAAGAAGAACACAUGGCCCUGGUUUCAAUGGAUUCUUUCCAAUGAAAGAGGGGCCUUUUCAUCCCUAGAGCCUUUUGUUGCCCUUCGUAAUUUGACUGUUCGGCUCCUUAACAUCUCUGCCAGCCGAGAUAGGAAGGGAAUUCUCUCAAAUGUUACUAUAAAUAAAAUGUUGAACAAUGUUACUGUUUCCGCCAGUCCACUGUGCUUAAAGGCACCCUUCUUCUAUUUGCUGACUAAUAUCACCAAUGCCGCAGAGGAUGUGAUCUAUUGUAAUUCCUCUAAGGCAACUUGCCUCGCUAGUCAGUGCUGGAAUGGUACCUAUAACACAGCUGUGGUGAUGAGAGUUCCCACAUAUGUUCCCAUCCCAGUCAGAGUUGAUACCAGUACCUUCCCAAUCGCUCAUCUGCUCAGAACAAAACGAGACUUUGGGAUAACAGUGACCCUAGUCACCACAAUUGCUGUAUCUGCUGCAGCUGCCACGACAACUGCUGUUGCCAUGGCUGCAACAACUCAGAUUGCAGAGACAGUUAAUGAAAUCGUGGAGAGGACAGCCUCCACAAUGACCACUUUGAAAUCCAUCAAUGGUCAUUUAAAAGCUGGCAUUUUGACAGUAAACCAAAGAGUAGACCUCUUGCAAGAGCAAGUGGAUGACUUAGUAACCUUAACCAGUGUAGGAUGUAUUCAUUCCCUCUCCUCUUUCCAGAUUGGAAAUUUCUCCAAUUUCCAGAUUGGCUGA